GAUUGUGUAACUUGACCUCCGGAACUAGGUGGCAGCACUGAGCUAAGAAGACCUUAAUCUGCUUUAAACUUGGUAGUAGAGGAAGACGGUUCACCAAAUGAACCCGGUUAAACCAGGAAAAACGACCGAAUUUUGGUGACAUUUUUAUGCGUUUGGCUUUAAACUUUUUUUUUUUUUUGGUUAAAAUCUGUUAAAUUUUUCCUCCUGGGGUUAAAAGAAUAACAUUAUCUAACGGUUCAAAGCAAUCUGGUUAUUCUUGUGACUUCCUGUUCCGGGAGUGCGGAUGCUGAACUUCUUAUUUGGUAAACUCUAGUACUAGACAUUAGCUCGGUUUAUUUACCACACAAUGAAGCUAAACGAAUAUCUGAAGAUGGUUUUAGGUGUUUUUAAAGACUGUGUUCCUGCGAUGACGUGCGGGGGCGUGGUCGUGGUUCUGUUGUCGUGCGUUUUGUUCGCCAUCCAAACAUCCUUCAGCCUCUCAGACGGCAUCUUCAGCCUGGGCGCAGCUGUUCUCCAGAGCGGACGCGUCCACGUCCUCGUGGUGUUUCCGUUCUACCACCGGACAGCGGCGCAGCUUCUCCUCAACGCCGCGGCGGUGCUGUUUCUGUGCGGCGGCGCGGAGAAAGGAGUCGGGACGAUCCGCUUUCUGCUCCUCUUCCUGCUGCUGUCCGCCACCACCGGGCUGCUUUACAGCUUCCUGGAUCUCCUGCAGGACGCCAACAUGCGGAGCCCCGCUGAUGGUUCGAUCCCCGUGACUCUCAGUUGCGUGGCUGUGACAGCCGCGCGCUCCAAGAUGCCCAGAAGCUUCAUGUGUGGGCUCAGCUUCCCAACGAUGGCUCUGCCCUUCGCGCUCCUCGUGGUCUGCACCGCCCUCAUCCCCCGCAGCGUGCUGCCCUGCAACGUCAUCGCCGUCCUGGUCGGGCUGGCGUUUGGCGCCGGCUGGUUCUCCCUGCUGGACAUGUCCGAGGCCAGAGCUGCAGUCCUGGAGAAGGUCAUCCCCUUCAGGUUCCUGAAAACCAUCAGGGGAGUCACCUUCGUCCCUGCAUCUGUGGAGGAGAGGAGGAAGACUCUGCUCCCACAAAUCAACCCCAGUCCUGGAUCCUACCCGGUCCAGAGUUAUGCUCCACUGUCCAGCGUUGGUAGUACCCAUGCAACACCAACUAUGCAUGAAGGCUGGCAGAACUUUGGCCCCUUCGGUGGGUCCGGGCACGCACCAGGGCACGCACCAGCAUCCGGUGGACACAGUCAUGGACACGAUCAUGGACAUAAUCAUGGACACAGUCAUGGACACUUUGGUCAAAGCUGCAACCACAGUCACGGUCUGCAUUAGUAACUGAUAUUUACUGAAGAUUCUACUAUAAAAGCUUUUUUAUUUUGCUCUUUCCAAUGACUGAUUUUAUACUGCAGCUUUUUUACUUUCCCUGUAGGGAGUUGCGUGUUUUGUAACUGUUUUCUAUGACCUCUAACUGCGGAAAUGUCAUCAGUAAACCCUAAAGUAUCUGCUGUAAUAGUUAAGAUGUUUCUCUGAAUGUAAACAAAUGUCUCAUUUUGUAUCAAAGUAUUUUUUUAACCUGCAGAUCUUAAAUGUUUGCAAGUUUCUUUGAAUAGAUUGUGACAGAAUUCA
Molecule: messenger RNA, 1624 nt
Organism: Oryzias melastigma (Indian medaka)
Lineage: Eukaryota; Metazoa; Chordata; Actinopteri; Beloniformes; Adrianichthyidae
Gene: rhbdd2
Product: rhomboid domain containing 2
Exons: 1
Coding region: 347-1330 (327 amino acids)
Cellular component (GO): membrane
Molecular function (GO): serine-type endopeptidase activity
Source: RefSeq, a predicted model, not a curated record